UUCGGAAGCUGCUUCAGAAAAUAUAUGUUUAGUUGCCUAGUCGUGGAGCGAGUACGAUAUGUCCACAGCUAUGGUAACGACUCUCUACGAUUACAGCGAUAUUUUAUACAAGAAACCCAACAUUAUAAACACCAACAAAACAGACUUCCCGCUGGACAGGAGGCCGAUCAGUCCAUCCACAAUCUUUAACUUUCAGAGCUUUAGAAGAAAUUCUGCCAAUCAUUUAACAAGUGUCAACAUCAGCCCACCGUCGCCCAAAUCAAUCGGCAUGCAUCAAAAACCAGGCUCUCCCGCAUUGCCAGUCUGUAGUAAUUCUAUACCGAACGUGUGUACUUCCAACAAUAUUUUCAACCUGUCUAGUGGUGGGCGAGAACUCCGGAAACUUGACCGGACAUUUAGUGACCCUGUAGAAAGGAGCAAUGCCCAAGCCAAGUCUAAUCAGACGAAUUCGAGUCGUUAUAAGACUGAACUGUGUCGGCCAUUUGAAGAAAACGGGACUUGCAAGUAUGGUGACAAAUGUCAAUUUGCCCAUGGAAAUCACGAGCUUCGUACGCUAUCGCGACAUCCUAAGUACAAAACAGAGUUGUGUCGUACAUUCCACACGACCGGAUUGUGUCCUUAUGGUUCCAGGUGCCACUUCAUACAUUACAGUGAGGAGACAAGAAAAAGCCUGUUCAGUAACCUGCAAGUUGGUAUGAAUACAUUCAAUCUAAACGAAUGUCCUUCGACUGAUCAAGGUGUCACUUCUAGACCAAAGGCACUGUCCCUCGGUAGUUUCAGUCUAGAUUCGGCUGGAGACUCCUCGCCACCGUCCAGUAUGAGCGGAAGCCCGACUUCUCUCAACAGCUUUUUUAAUGAUGAUACUUUCGGCAACUUCUCUCCGACUUUUCAGUCCAAUCCCUUAUCUAAUAGUAACACGGCUUUUUCAUUUUCUCAGGACUUUACGUCACUUAUGUCAACUUUGCAACAGCAAGCUCACCUAUCACCUUUCGGAGGAUCUCAGCCCGUUACGACACCUGCUGUGUUUGCAAGGAGAGGCCUGACAAGUCCUAAUAGCGAAAUAAUGGAUUCUACUGUUCGUGAACAGCUGUACUCCGUCGUUCCCCCAGCCCCACCGUCGCCAGUGGAUUCUAUCACCUCGGAGCUGGACGGGCUGAGCCUGGCUAGUAGUCCCGGGAUGGCUACUUGCAGUUCCCCAUUGGAUGUUAAUCGUACGCUUUUUCGCCUCCCAAUUUUCAGCAGUUUGGCUAAUUUCGAUUGAAAGGAAUAACUUUCGCCCAAAAACGUUUCUUUGGGAUCAACGCAAGGCUUGCUCUUGGUUAACCCUAAAAGCUUCAAGGUUGUUUAACAAACAAGUAUCAUAAUGUGUGAAAAUUAUAUUUUUAUUGCAUGAGUGUUUGUGUUGAGUUUGAAUUUUGGCCAAGUUUAAGCAUAUAUUUUUUAUGUCUUACUUAUUAAAUGUGUAUUUAUUGUAAUUGCAUUGUAAACUAGGUCAUUGUAUUGCUUAAAAUAUAAGCUAUUUGAACAAAAGAUGAAUGAUUACUUUGAUGAUUGUAAGUCACUUCUAAAUCUUACGAGCUUUGAGUAUUAUAUGUGGCUAGGUGUUCUGGCACCUUUCCUUGUUAGACAGCUAAGAUGUUAUCUUAGUUUCAAUCUGUGAAUUAAAACGUAGAUUUCGUUUUAUUUUGUGUUUUGACGAAUGUGGAAACAAAGUACUAUGUUUGAAACUUUUGUACCAUGUAUUUAAAUAACUUAUUUAUUUUUAAAUUGUCAUACGUAAACUUAUAAAAGACGUUUGAUGCCCAUAUUUAAGUUGGCGAAUAAAAGCCUAAGCAUUUUUGAUGCAAUUCUGUAAUAUAAACAUUUUCCAGAGUAAAAACGGAGGCUGCCAAAGACACCCCCAGUGUUUAAGACUUCCCUUUGUCCUUAUCAUACAAAAGCAGUCGUCCACGGAUAAUUAUUACUGAUAUGUUUUAUAUAUAUUUACAUUAAAUAAGGCGGAUUUGACAUAAUGUUUAAUUAUAAUAAUUUUGUAUUGAGGGAAAUAAAAUUGAUGAAACCUUUAAAUAAAUGGUGCAUAAUGAAGUGCCUUAAGUCUUAAAAAAGUUCAAAUAUUCCAUAACUGGUUACGCGGACCAAUCUGGAAUUAUUUAAGAUAUUAUUAUAGUUUAGAUAAGUGUGAGGCUGUAAAAUAUAUAAGUUUUGUAUCUGUAUUCAGAUGCUGACCAAAAAAUUAAACAUGAACUUAUUUUAA
Molecule: messenger RNA, 2254 nt
Organism: Limulus polyphemus (Atlantic horseshoe crab)
Lineage: Eukaryota; Metazoa; Arthropoda; Merostomata; Xiphosura; Limulidae
Product: mRNA decay activator protein ZFP36L2-A-like
Exons: 2
Coding region: 59-1261 (400 amino acids)
Molecular function (GO): mRNA binding; metal ion binding
Source: RefSeq, a predicted model, not a curated record